UAUGAUUUGUUGCUGCUGUCAAGCGUCCUUCUGGGUGUUUGCUGUUGCUGCUUCAUUUUGUUAUUUUUUGACAAAAUACAUCAUAAAUUAGGAAAACAUUACAUGUGAACGAUCAAAAACCUUUUACCAUGAAGCUGAAAAAGCCUAAAACCGAUACUGAGGAGGCAUUGCCUGUCGUCCCUCCUCAAGCCGAGAUCAUAGAGGCAGAUCUAUACAAGCGCUCGUACUUCGGUCCUGACGUGCCAACCUUGGAGCUAGAGUGCUGGGAGGAGGAGCUCUCUGAGGCUCAACUGCAGGCUUAUAAGAAUGCUGAUGAUGAGUACAAGAGCAUUCAGAACCGCUUGGAUGAGAUGGUAAAGGAUACAGGUGGAGAAAUAGUGUACAAUGGAGACCAGUUUACAGCUUAUCAGCUGCUUGGAAAACAACCUGUAUUGAAGGAUCUGGAGAGGCAAAGUGCUGAGAUAAUUAGAUCAAGAUCCCGCUCCCUAUCUAUAUCUAGGGAGAAUAAGCCUGGAAAGAGAGGGCGACCAAAGAAAAUCCGCACAGAGGAAGACCGUGACUAUUCACCUUCCCCUGAGAGGAACAGGUCUCCAGAAGUCAAACAUAAGAAGAAAAAGAAGGACAAGGAAAAGGCUAAAGAUAAUAAAGAUACCAAAACUAAGGACAAGACUCUGGCACCUUCUAAUGUGCACAGCGUAGUGACAAAUGUCCGUCCGUCAGAGGCCACAGCUAUCGGAGGCUUGCUCACCGGCAGUGCUACUAAGACAACUGCCAUCGUUGAUCUGACGAAAGAUGAUGGUAAUAAGAAUGUUGCUGAUUCACGAGAAGUGUCAUUCAAUAAGUUGCAAGGCAAAACAUUCCCGUCACUAGUAGUAGUGGCGCGUCCAUACCUCCGCUCUAAGGACGCGGCCGCACCAUCCGACCGGUCCACUCUGGACAGCAAGGUGAAGUCCGUGCUGAUGCACACACCCAUGAAGUUCACCGAGUGGCUCAUACAGCAGGGCCUGGUGCGGUCCGAGCAGUGGUGCGUUAUACAUGCUGGGAAUAAGCUUAAACUGGGCAUGUACUCCGACGUAUCAAAAUUCCCCUACUCGGGUGGCUACGUGUGGAUCUCCGAAUGUUGUCCAACUCGCUUCGUCUCCGUCUACUCAAGUUCUAUCUUCGAAGGAGCCACCUUCCCACCAAGCGUACUCCUCAAGCUCAUAUACCACUGGGCUUGUCAAACUAACGUCCAAAACGUGGUACAAUGGGUCAAAGUGGACAAUCUGUACGUAAAAGGCCUGUUUACCUGGCUAAGGGCUGUUUGCACGUCGGCCAUUCAUCAGCAUAUGGCAUUAUUAGGCGGUUCGGGCAAAAAAGUGGAGGUUGGCGUCAUAUCUUUGGGGACAACUAGCCAUGAUGGGACGCAGAGACAGGUGAAAGUUGAGGUCUUGGGUGUGCUGGAUCCUGUGGAAAAAUUGAUCCGUCUCCGCGCAGUAGAACCUCUAGCGGAACACGAAAAGAACUACAAGAAGCGGUUCCAAAAGAUCCUAGAACCCUUAUCCUCCUGGGUUCACCCUUCAUCAGUGAUCCUGACUGACCUGACCGUGGACAAGGGUACCCUGGUCUCCAUGGGCUUUAAGAACGUGCAUCAGGCAUCAGCCCACUCCGACGCUUCGGCUGCAAGGAACAGUAAUGCUAACAUCAUGGAGUAUUUGAGAAGGAUCGUGCCUCGAAUGUUCCAGAAUACUCUCUCUUUGCUGUCGAGACAGAUUAUACAGCAGUUCUUGGAUGAACUGGUUUGGAGAGAAAGGUACGGCAUAUCCCCCGGCCAAGCGUUCGACAACAUAGUGAUUCACAUAGCUGAACAGAGUAAGAUGGAGUCCAAGGAUCCCAUCACAGUACGUCUCAAUAAGAUCGCCGCUAAUCCCUUCAAGAACUGGAAGUAUCCUACUGGCAAGAAACGUGAUAAACUAGAAGAGCCGGAGCCUGAGACGGGUCGCGGCAAGCGCGGCCGUAAGAAGAAGGAACCGUCCCCGUCGCCGCCGCCCAAGAAGAGGAAGAAGGAGAAGACUACUUACAUUGAAGAAGAUGAUGAGGAGAUCCCCCUAGCCCUCAGCCGUAAAUCAACCAAAAUAAAAGAAGAAAAAGACAAACCGAAAGACAAGAAGGACGGCGAGCCCGCGGAACGCAGCCGACGCACGAAGAAAACUAAGUCUUAUGUCGACGAUGAUUUGGACGAUAUUCCUCUGAAGAACAUCAAGAAAGAGGUGCGGCCUGAGGAAACUGUGUCUAUGGAGAGAUUCUACUUCGGACAGAUCGGCGGGAACGGGGAGUUUGUCAAAACUGCUAUUGCUGUUGAGUGUCCCGUCUGCCACGAGGAAUACAACGACAACAUAUCUCUAAUGACACACAUGUUCGGUCACGCGGUGCCGGCCGCCGACCCCGCGGCGCAGUUCCAGUGCACCUACUGUCUCUCGCGGUUCCUUCUGCAAGAGGAGCUGGAUACACAUCUGAAGCAUAACCAUCCGGCUGAUACUAAGUCGCCGGAGCUGUUCACUUAUGCGUGCUUGAUUUGUGAGGUCCGUUUCGCCGCAGUCCUGACGCUAGCUUCUCACAUGCAGAAGACCCACGCUCCACUAGAGCUCCCGUACGCGUGCGACGCGUGCGACUACCGCGUGUCGGCGCAGCGCGGCGCCGCCGACCACUACCGCGCCGCGCAUGCCAACAGUGAUACUGUGCUGUGUCCUUAUUGUCUUAAGGUGAUAAAAGUAUAUGCGGACGGUCACGAGCUGACGGCAAACGUGGCGCUAUACCUGGAGCAUUUGCGGCAACACCAGGAUAAAGAGAUGGAGGUGCGGUGCAACAGAUGCGUGCUCAAGUUUGUGCAUCUUGGUCAACUGAAAGAGCAUCAAGUGCGCGAUCACAUCACAGUGGAAGGUGCUACACCACUCUGCUCUGAGGAACAUCUCAUCAGUAAACCUAGGAACAAAGCCCGUCCCCCGGUGAAGGACUCGGCGAGCCACACUCUGUCGGACACGUACGAGGACGUGACGCUGCUGCUGCCCGACGGCAUGCUGUGCCGCGAGUGCGACACGCCGCUAGAGAGGGACAAGCAUUUCUUAGGCACAACCCGCUGCACGAAGUGUUCGUACGUGACAUCGUGUUACCGCGCGAUGCUGCGUCACAGCGGCUACUGCGCCGGCCCGCACUCGCUGGAGGACGCGCCCCGCCCGGCGCCCUACCGCUCGCACUGCGUCUGCGGGUACAACACCACUGUCGGUACCGACAUGCUGACUCACCUACUGAUGUGUGACCACAAGUCUGCGUACGCGUCGGAAGAGGACGCCCGCGCCAACACCAUCGGCGCCGGGGACGACGCUACUGCCGCCAAACCUGUUGAGGAAACGUCGGCGCCUGUUGAUACUCAGCAGCCAGUAGACAGCGUGGUGGGCAUGUCGGACUACGCGCCGCCGUCCGUGCUCAACACGCAGCUCUCGCUCGACGACCUCGCGCCGCCUUCCGUGCUGCAGUCCGAUCAGCAUGAUCAAGAGCUCCUCAAGGACACAUACGAUCGUCCGCUGGCCACGCCGCGCCACGAGGAGCCGCACUACAGUCUCGGUGACUUCGAGCCGCUCCCGCAGGAACCGCCGCCGCAGCCCGACUUUGAACAGCUUUAGGAAUAAAACUAUAGCUCUUAAAUUCAGCAUAUUAUUGUGUAUGGAGUAUAAUAUGUUAGAUCUUUUAUUCAGAAUAUGAAUUGAUAGCUGGUUAAACUUAUAUUAAAGAAAACCAAAAGCUUGAGUUAAUAUCUACAUACGCUUGAAUAUGGUUGAAUUGUUCUGUAAAAUGGAUCUUAUCAUUAUCUAGUAAAGAAAUGUAGUGGUCAUGUGAAAUAUUAUGGCAGCAGAAAGUUUACUAUUAUUUGAUUAUAUAGAAAAUUAUGUUUAGGCUUGCAGUCAUGGUUGUUUUGCAAUACUUAUGUAAACAAAUAAUGUCUAUGAUUAUGUAUUAAAUGCAUAACUAUGAUUGUGUACAUUUUAUGUACUUGUUUUAUUGAAAUAAUAUAGGAAACCAC
Molecule: messenger RNA, 4057 nt
Organism: Helicoverpa armigera (cotton bollworm)
Lineage: Eukaryota; Metazoa; Arthropoda; Insecta; Lepidoptera; Noctuidae
Gene: row
Exons: 20
Coding region: 129-3659 (1176 amino acids)
Biological process (GO): regulation of transcription by RNA polymerase II
Cellular component (GO): nucleus
Molecular function (GO): sequence-specific DNA binding; DNA-binding transcription factor activity, RNA polymerase II-specific
Source: RefSeq, a predicted model, not a curated record